AUGCCUCGAGUCAGUUUCAGCCAGGUCAGGAAAACAUACGCCAACAGGCUUCUAGCGCCUCUCCUUAAUGCUACCAAAAGUCUAAACCAAGCAGAAAAUGAACUACGAUGGAUAAAACAGGAAUUGCCUGAACCCCAGUGGAGAAGUGCUGUGGCUCGAAGAGGCCGUCUUGAACCACUUCAGUAUAUCUUAGGAAGCCAGCCAUUUGGACCACUAGAUAUAAAGUGCAGCAAGAAUGUUCUUAUACCAAGAUGGGAGACUGAAGAUUGGGUGCUGAAGUUGGCAGAGAGGGCUAAAUCAUGGGGUUCUUUGAGAGUGUUGGAUGUGUGCACUGGCUCUGGAUGUGUAGCACUCCUACUAAAGAAGCAGCUACCGAAUGCUAAGGUCGAGGCAAUUGAUAUUUCUGAAGAUGCUGUUGCUUUGGCUGAAGAGAAUAAGGUGAAUUUGGGCUUGGAAGUGGAAGUUCGUAAUGGUGAUGUGCUACAACAUGACAUGUACAGCCAGUUAUGGGGAGAUACGAAGUUUGACAUUGUGGUUUCUAAUCCACCUUACAUUCCUCGAAAAGACUAUGAAGCUCCAGUAUUAGCAAACGGGACUGAAUUGUCGGUGAAACUAUACGAACCAGAGUUGGCGUUGGUCGGACAUUUGGAGUUCUACAAAGCUCUAGUCCACAAUGUAGUGGAGCCGCUGCAGUGUAAUGCUUUCGUAUUUGAAUUGGGCUACGAAGACCAGGCUGACCAGGAUGGGAAACAGCAACGUUGA
This is a messenger RNA of Candidozyma haemuli, 762 nucleotides long. Its product is annotated as S-adenosylmethionine-dependent methyltransferase. Gene Ontology annotation, molecular function: protein methyltransferase activity; nucleic acid binding. Bases 1 to 762 code for a protein of 253 amino acids. Lineage: Eukaryota; Fungi; Ascomycota; Pichiomycetes; Serinales; Metschnikowiaceae. Gene Ontology annotation, cellular component: mitochondrion. The record is from RefSeq and is a predicted model, not a curated record. Gene Ontology annotation, biological process: protein methylation. The transcript is spliced from 2 exons.